Molecule: messenger RNA, 4552 nt
Organism: Nomia melanderi (Alkali bee)
Lineage: Eukaryota; Metazoa; Arthropoda; Insecta; Hymenoptera; Halictidae
Product: putative ATP-dependent RNA helicase DHX34
Cellular component (GO): intracellular anatomical structure
Molecular function (GO): ATP binding; RNA binding; helicase activity
Source: RefSeq, a predicted model, not a curated record
GUUAAGUAUAAAAUUAAAUAAUUACUUAAAUCUUCUUUAUUGUUAACAUUUAAACUAUCACGAAAAUAAAUCAAAAUACGUAUGAAAUACACUUCACGCAAUUAGUAUUUACCAACAAGUAAAGUAUGAUCCUGUCUAAAUAAAUACAUGUAAGGGAUCGAUACUUUUAAUUGCGAUACCUAUUCAAUAUCAAAACAAAUAAGUGUGCAUACUCUCAUUUCGAUACUGAGUAGAUAUCGAUGUUUUCUUUCGAUACAAGUAACGAGUAAAAAUAUCGAUACCAUAUUUCAUAUCUAUUUGGAUUGGAACAUACCGAAAUUGUAUGUGUAGAGCUUGUUGAAAUAUCGAAACAAGACGGACAAUUAUUUUGUUUAUUUUUGUGCGUACGUAGAAAAGACAAAUGAAUAAUAAAAAAUAUAAGAAAUAAAUAGUAAUACCACAGACGAGGUAUAGGAUAGACAUCGCAACCUUAUGGGACUCGGAGUCAUAUGUUCCGAGUUAUCGACUGUGUAAAAAAAUCAGGAUUUUGCCCGCCUUGUACGUCUAGAGGGCAGCCAAUAGGAAAACUACAUCAAGCAAAAUGAUUGAAGUUAACCAAGUAAUAAAUAUGGUAAAGCAGCAUACGAACAUAUCUAUUACAAUGGUGCCAUGUCUUCAAAUUUCUAAGAUACGUAUUUUAAGUCUGCGUCUAAUAUUUUUGAUUCUAAUUCUUAUUACUUAUAGUGCUGCCAUGCAAAACCAAUCGAAGUCGAUAUGACAGGGCGUGAUACAAAAAUGGUAAAGGGUUCCUAGGCUCCUGAGAACGUGUGACAAAAUUUUAUAUUGCUUAUGUUUAUUCUAUACCUUGUCUGUGGUAAUACCCAUGUUGUAUUGUAAAAAAAUAAGUAUUCAAACUAAACAAUUUUAAGGUUACAAUACAAAAGAAUUACGAAACGUUUUCUUUAAUUCAAAUGAAUUCAUAGACCUCAUAUAAGAAAUUUUAAUAUAAAUGCCGAUACCGUAAAAAGAAUAUAAGAAGGAAUCAAUAAUAUCAUCCAAACUAUAUUUUGGUAAAAAAAUAUGGAUUUUAGAGAAAAGUAUUCUUCUCAAGAAGUAUGCAGUAAAUAUGAAAAAAAUUAUGAAAAUUUUUGUUUCACUAAAUAUAAAUAUGAAUUCAAUAAAAUAUUUUCAAGAAAUUUAAACCUAAUACAAGAUACUGAAGAUUUUUGGAAAUUUGUUAAUAAAUACGAAGCUGUGCAAAAGAAACUUAAUACUUCAGAUAUAUCUCCUAAUUUUACUCUAAACAAAAUUGGUGUACCAGAAGUAUAUCAUAAAUUACAUUGUAUAAAUUUUAAAUUAAGCUUUAGUUUCAAUGAAUUAUUUUCAAGGAUUCCACUUAUUGAAAUCUUGACAAAAGAAAGAUUAUUGAAAUUUCAAAGUAUACUUGUUUUAUAUUUGGAUUUUAAACAAAAAGAAAAAUUUGCAAAACUAAAAAAGCUUAGAGAAUCUCAAGCAAACUUACCAGUUAGUCAAUACAAAAAUGAGAUUAUUCAAGCAGUAAAAAAUGAGCGAGUAGUCAUUAUAGCUGGUGAUACUGGCUGUGGGAAAUCUACGCAAGUGCCUCAGUAUUUAUAUGCGGCUAAUUAUCAAAAAAUUGCAUGUACUCAACCCAGAAGAAUAGCGUGUAUAUCUUUAGCUAAACGUGUUGCUUUUGAAACAUUAACAGAAAAUUAUAAUCAUGUCGGUUAUCAAAUUCGUUUUGAAAAACAAAGAAGUCAAGAUACUAGAAUUACGUUUAUAACAGAAGGUCUUCUCCUGAGGCAGUUAUCCAGUGAAUCUGAAUCAUUACCUUAUGAUGUGAUUGUAUUGGAUGAAGUACAUGAACGCCAUUUACAUGGAGAUUUUCUCCUUGGUAUUAUGAAAUGUAUUAUUAAUCAGAAGCACGAUAUAAAAUUAGUGCUUAUGUCUGCCACAAUUAAUAUUGAACUCUUCGGUAAUUACUUUGCAAAAGAAGAUGUUAAAAUAAUACAAGUUCCUGGAAGACUGUAUCCAAUACAGUUAAUAUAUAGACCUGUUAGCAUUGAAGAUGUUCGGUAUAAAAAUGAUAGAUUCAAUCCAAGUCCUUAUAUACAAAUAAUGCAAUUAAUUGACCAAAAAUAUUCAGUGAACGAAAAGGGUGAUUUACUAAUAUUUCUAAGCGGGAUGAGUGAAAUUGUUGCAGUUGUAGAUGCUGCAAAAGAGUAUAGUCAGAAAAAAAACAAUUGGAUUGUUUUACCACUUCAUAGCAGUCUAUCUAUUAAUGAACAAGACAAAGUAUUUGAUUAUCCUCCUGAUAAUGCAAGAAAAUGUAUUGUAUCUACUAAUAUCGCAGAAACCUCGAUUACCAUAGAUGGAAUCAGAUUUGUUGCUGAUAGUGGAAAGGUAAAAGAAAUGAAUUAUGAUCCAUCGUGCAAAAUGCAACGACUCAAGGAAUUUUGGAUUAGCAAAGCCAGUGCAGAGCAAAGAAAAGGAAGAGCUGGUAGGACAGGACCUGGUGUGUGUUAUAGAUUAUACUCGGAAGAAGAAUACACAGCUUUGGAAAAAUACUCAACACCAGAAUUACAACGUGUGCCCUUAGAUUCAUUACUUUUACAAAUGAUAGCAAUGGGACUUCCAGACACAAGAAAAUUUCCGUUCAUAGAACCACCUCCUGCUGAAAGUAUAGAAAAUUCUAUAUUAUCAUUGAAAGAGCAUGGUGCUCUCACAGAUGAUGAAAAAAUAACAUGCAUUGGAAAAACACUUGCUCGUUUACCUGUUGACAUAACAAUAGGAAAAAUGUUAAUAAUGGGCUCAAUUUUCCAUCAAGUAGAACCAGUAUUAUCAUUAGCUGCAGCAUUAAGCAUACAAACACCAUUUACAAACAGAGCAUAUAGAGACUCAGAGUGUGAGACAUCUAGGAAAACAUUGGAAUCUGAUCAUGGUGAUCCAAUAACCCUAUUAAAUGCAUUCAGAGAGUGGUUAGAAGUAAAACAACAAAGCUCUCAAGAAUCAAUGGGUAGUGGAAGUAAUAGUAAAAAAUGGUGUAAAAGAAGAGGUCUAGAAGAACAAAGAUUUUAUGAAAUGAUAAAAUUGAGGACGCAAUUUAAAGAAUUACUUCAGGAUUGUAAUUUACUGAAAAAUCUUCCUGAACUAAAUUCUUCUAUGUCUAGUGCAGAACGUGCUAUAAGAUACGGAGAAUUGAAGCUUUUGAAGUCAUUAAAAAGAACUUACAAACAAAAGGCGCCUAGAAAGCGGAAACAACUAAAGCUAGAAACAUUUAAUAUAUACUCAGAAGAUAGCGCUCACGAUGAGGAUGGAAUUGAUAUAAAAGAUGUUGAGUUUCGAAUGAAAAAUGAUUCAAGUCAAGUUCAAGAUUUAUUGACAGCAGCUACUGCGUGUAGUUACAAAGACUUAACAAUGUUGAAAAUAAUAUUAUGCAGUGGUUUGUACCCGCAAUUUGCGUGUGCAGAUGAAUUUAAUUAUUGUAAGUCAACAACUGAGCAAUUAUUUCAUACAAAAGCAAAACCAUAUGUAGCAUUACAUCCAAUGAGCUUCUUUGGAAAUCAUCCGCAAGUAUUACAAUUGGAAGAAACUGAUAUUGUUUCGAUAUCAGGAUUUAAAAGUAAAACUCCUGUUAGUUCGAAACAUACAAUAUUAGCGUAUCUAUCUCUUUUGGAAACGACAAAGCCUUAUUUGGUGAACACAGUUAGGAUGCCUGCUGCACAGACAUUACUUUUAUUUGCAAACGAAAUUCACACGAACAGGACUUUUUCAGUUAUGGUAUGUGACUCAUGGUUAGCAUUAGAAUUUCCUGUACCCGAUACUGGCCAAACUUUAUUAAUAAAAGCUACUAAAUUACGAAAUAAAUGGGAUCUUUUGUUAAAUCAACAAUUACAAGAUUUAAAUACUAGUGAUAAAGAUAUGCAAGAUUUUAAUGAAGUUGAAUAUACGCUUACUCAAGAAUUAAUUGAAUACAUGCACACAACGAUACCAUAUACAGUAAAGCGACUGUUACCAGCGGAUCUUAAAAUAAUAUAUGUAGGAAGUUCAGAAAAUAUUAUACCUAUAGAUCCAAAUCCUUUUCAAUCUGAUUUUAUAGCAGUUCCUAAUCCAGUUAAAGGAGGUGUUCAGGUGUCAAAUAUAAUAACAUAUAACUGUUUAAAAGAAACAGAAUGGAGUUACAAACUUUAUACAGAAAUGUUAGAAAAUGAGUGGCAAUGUCAAAACUGUAAUAUGCAAGCUAUUCUCACUAGCAUAGAGAAGUUACAACAUCAAGAAUCUUGUGUAAAACAUACAACGGAUACAAAAGAAAGUUAUAUAAAAACACCACACAAACCCAAUACACAAGUAUAUGAAUGUUCAGAUUGUGCAAAGACAUUAUAUCUAACACCAAUUGAAAUACUUAAACAUAAAAAGUCACAUAUUAAGUAAUUUAAAUUCAUACACGUAUUACUACAUAAUUAUUUAAUGCACGAUAAAAAUUUACAUUAAAUUGUAUUCAUGGUUAUAAAAUAUUAUAAUAUAUAUUUUACAUUUCUGUAAAUAUUAACUAUUU